Messenger RNA from Heterotrigona itama, 3222 nucleotides. NCBI's taxonomy places the organism in Eukaryota, Metazoa, Arthropoda, Insecta, Hymenoptera, Apidae. The record is from the annotation of a GenBank genome assembly.
AUGUCUGGUAACGAGGUGAAUUUCAUAACAAUUGUUAUGUGAACGUAAUAUACAAAUAAACUCUCCCUUUUACAUGUACACGUUCUUAUUAUUGAAAAUUUUAUAAUACCAGACUAAUCUUGAUAACUUGAACUUAUUGAUCUAUUUCAAUUUAUUGUCUAUAAAUUCCGUAAAAAACAUGUUUAACGAAAUGACAGACAGAACAGCAGAGUGGCGCAGUGGAAGCGUGCUGGGCCCAUAACCCAGAGGUCCGUGGAUCGAAACCACGCUCUGCUAAGGGGGAUGAUUUCUUCUCAGGUCGUUUAUUUUUCUCUCUCUCUUUUUUUUUUACUGCAAAUUGCUUCUAGCCAACUGGUGCAAAGUUCCUAAAAUAUAAAUUUUCUUUCGAAUCUACGCAUUCUAGCUAAAUUUUAAUGAUAAAAAUUAGUUGUAGAUAUUUGUAAGUUACAGAAAUAUGUAUGAAUCUACACGUUCUAGCUAAGUUUUAAUGAUAAAAAUUAGUUGUAGGUAUUUGUAAAUUACAGAAAUAUGUAUGAGCAAAAAGAAACGGAACAACAACCCUUUAGCAGAGCGUGGUUUCGAUCCACGGACCUCUGGGUUAUGGGCCCAGCACGCUUCCACUGCGCCACUCUGCUUCGGUGUUUCUAUUUUUGAGAAGUUUCAGCGCGUUGCGAAAUUUUAUUUCUACACGUUCAUUUAAAUCUAUGUUUAUCAUUCUGUGCAUAUUUAUCACUUCUUCGUACGUGGGAUGAACUUUAAAAAUUUUAAUAGAAAAGCUCUUUAAAUGUAGCUUAUUUAUUAAUCUUGUUUAUAUCUCUUUUUCGUUCGUUUCAGUCCGACAUCGUACACCAAAGCGUGUACGAGCUGGUCCACAGCGAAGAUCGAGAGGAACUCCAAAGGCAGCUCAUGUGGAAUUCUUUUCUGCCUGCCGAGAAUGCGAGCCUCCCCUUGCACGACGCUCUCUCACCCCAGCACAGUCAUCUUCUGGAGCGCAGCUUCACCGUCCGUUUCCGGUGUCUUCUGGACAACACUUCCGGCUUUCUGCGUUUGGACAUCAGGGGACGAGUGAAGAUACUGCACGGUCAAAACCGAAAGACGGAAGAGCCACCGUUGGCUCUGUUUGCCCUGUGUACGCCGUUCGGACCACCGUCGUUGCUCGAAGUUCCGCAAAAGGACGUGAUGUUCAAGAGCAAGCACAAGCUGGAUCUCGCGCUCGUGUCGAUGGAUCAACGGGGAAAAAUGUUGCUGGGUUAUUCGGACGCAGAACUCGCGAACCUCGGCGGCUAUGAUCUAGUCCAUUACGAUGAUUUGGCGUACGUCGCGAGCGCUCAUCAAGAACUAUUGAAAACCGGAGCCUCGGGAAUGAUAGCGUACAGAUUCCAAAAGAAAGAUGGUGGAUGGCAGUGGCUGCAAACUAGUUCCAGGCUAGUCUACAAAAACUCGAAGCCCGACUUUGUCAUCAGCACGCAUCGACCUCUCAUGCAAGUAUCCCUGCAAACUGAGCAAUUUGAUCUCCCGGAGGAGGAAGGCAGGGAUCUUCUCGGUAAACGAACAAUGGACUUCAAAGUGAGCUACCUGGACGCCGGUCUGACCAACAGCUACUUUUCGGACAGCGAUAGUCUCACAGGUUCCGUGAUGACGCCGACACUCCCCAGCCAACCGACGUCGCAGAGAGUGAACAGGCGGUACAAGACCCAGCUGAGAGAUUUCCUGUCGACCUGUCGGAACAAACGUACCAAGCUGACCGCACAAUCGUCCGUUUCCCCGCCGGCCACACCUACUGUCGCAUCCGUGGACUAUCUUGCAGCCGAUACCAGCGCUGCAGCUGCAGUUGCAGCGGCGUACAGCAACUUGAACACGAUGUACCCGACUGCUUAUGCACCCACAGCGGUAGCAGCCAGCACGGAUCCUUCGUUGACCACGUAUAUCGGUCACACGGGCAACUAUCAUCAAACUUUGUACCCGGCAACUGCAUUGGACAAUAGAUAUCUCACCGCAGCAACGGAGAACCUGUUCCAAUACAGACCUUUAGGCUCCUACUAUCCUGAGUACCACACGAGCACCGCGUACAACGGUUUCAUCGAUGUCUCGCUACCCACCUACGAAACGCACCAACUAACGAGCAAAGCCGAGGAGAAGCUCUACUGUCAGCAGCUAGGCGAGUCUCCCAAGUACAGCUACGUGGAAACAAGACACCCUAGCAGUGUCAGUGGCUCACCGUACGCAGCCAGUCCUGUCGCAAGCGCGUCGACGAUGCACACCGCAACAGCGGACAUCAACAUCGUACGCGCCGGCAGCAGGCACUCCCUGGAAGGUGGAGCUUCCUCCAGCAAUUCUGCUGGAAGCUCUCCGGUGACCGGACCAACGAACGGCGUCCUCACUCCGAAGAUAGAGGACGUGAAACCGGAAGUCUACGGCAACGAAGCGCCGCGACAGACCGUCCUCAUGUGGGGGGCACCUCCCGCGCGUACUCCGCCGAGAAACAACGGCAGCUACAGCCCACCCACGCCACAUUCCACUCAUUCCUCUACGCACUCCACUAAUGCCACGGCUGGAGACCCACUGAAGUCGCUGGCGGAAAUGAAUUCCAUGAACGGCGAGUGCAAAUGGCGACAAACGUCGCCCAGCGAGCAACAGACCACCGCGCCUAGUUCACCGAGGGCCAAGGCACAAUCACAGCAACAACAUCAGCAUCAUCAGCAGCAACAGCAACAACCACAGCAGCAGCAGCAGCAGCAGCAGCAUCAACAUCAGCAGUAUCCGGUGACCACGUCUCAGUAUCAGGCAGCAGCGGCAGCCGCGGCUGCAGCCGCGGCCGCAGCGGCCAGCACUAUCGGAUACGCGCACUCGCAUCCAGGCCAUGGCCACGGGGAAGCGGGCUCCGAGGUAUGGCAAGGAGUGCAACACCACCACCACUACCAGUACUAUCCUUACCACCAUCACCACCCCGCACCACCAAGGCACGCGCCCCAAGUUGCAAAUAACGGGGAAACACAAUUCUUUCGGUUGCAGCACACCGCCGUCAGCUGUGGGAACGGGGACAGGAAUCGGCAUGGGCAUCGGCCCGGACAGCAACACCAGCAACAGCAACGCCUUGUACCACCCUCCGCACCACCACCCUCAGCAUCAGCACGCGGUGGGAUCAUCAGCGGCGGGAAUGGGCCCAACUGUCCCUCAGAUUCCAAACCGGACGCCGGGAGUCCUUUGCUGUCCAUCUCUGAG